Molecule: messenger RNA, 1077 nt
Organism: Fraxinus pennsylvanica
Lineage: Eukaryota; Viridiplantae; Streptophyta; Magnoliopsida; Lamiales; Oleaceae
Source: the annotation of a GenBank genome assembly
AUGGCAAAAUCACCGGAAAUGGAGCACCCAGUAAAGGCCAUUGGAUUGGCUGCUACAGACCCAAGUGGGAUUCUUUCUCCUUUCAAGUUCUCAAGAAGGGCCACUGGCGAGCAUGAUGUGCAGUUUAAAAUCUUGUAUUGUGGGAUUUGCCAUUCGGAUCUUCACAUUAUCAAGAAUGAUUGGGGUACCACACAGUACCCGGUCGUGCCAGGGCACGAGAUUAACGGGGUGGUAACCGAGGUUGGAAAAAUGGUGAACAAGUUCAAGGUUGGGGACAAAGUCGCCGUAGGAUGUUUGGUCGGCUCGUGUCGGGAAUGUGAUCUUUGUACCAAGGAUCUUGAGAAUUACUGCAGUAAACAGAUAAUCACCUUCGGUUCCAAGGACGUCGAUGGCACCACGACAUAUGGAGGGUACUCUGACAUCAUGGUGGUUAAUGAGCACUUUGUUCUUCGCUGGCCAGAAAACUUUCCAAUGGACGCUGGUGCUCCCCUCGUAUGCGCCGGGAUUACAACUUACAGCCCGCUCAGGCACUAUGGACUGGACAAGACAGGAUUGCAUAUCGGCGUUGUGGGGCUAGGCGGGCUCGGCCAUAUGGCCCUUAAGUUCGCCAAGGCGUUUGGCUCUAAAGUUACAGUCAUCAGUUCAUCUCCUAAUAAGAGGAAGGAUGCAAUUGAGAAGCUAGGUGCGGAUGCAUUUUUGUUUAGCCGUAAUCAGCAGGAAUUGCAGGCUGCAGUGGGCACAUUGGACGGGAUAAUUGAUACUGUUUCUGCAGCUCACUCCCUCGCGGAUUUAUUAAGUUUGUUGAAGACUGAUGGUAAACUGAUAAUGGUUGGUGUGCCGGAAAAGCCGCUAGAGCUGCCGGUUUUCCCCUUGCUUGUACAGGGGCGGAAGGUGGUGGCCGGCAGUGCGAUUGGAGGACUGAAAGAGACACAGGAGAUGCUUGAUUUUGCAGCAAAACACAAUGUAUUGCCAGACGUGGAGCUCAUUACCGUGGAUUAUGUUAACACCGCAAUGGAGCGUCUGAAAAAAGCUGAUGUCAAAUAUCGAUUUGUUAUCGACGUUGGCAACACAAUCUGA